AUAUAAUUGUAGAGCCAGAAGAGGGAUUGAUCGAAAAGAAUAUUCAUUGCUCGAUUAUUUUGUGUUUUAUACAUGUAAAAAUGUCUAACAACCUUUUUUACGUUAUUUUUUGCUGAUAAAUAUCUAGAAAGUCGAACAGUCAACCAUGAACAAAAAGGCAACGGAUCAGACGAAUGAUGAUGCUCAAUACUUCAAUCAGAAUAAAAACCAAAAAUUCGAUUUACCAGCCUUGCUUGCCUCAGGAAAAUACUUCAUCGACGAGCUAGGCUUUCUUGUCGGCCCGAAUGGUACACGUUAUCGUAUCCCAUCAGGUCCACCAGAAGGUCGUAAACCUUUACGACUUGAUAAACCUAAACAGCUAUCAAAAGUCAACUUGAAUUAUUCAACCCCACCAUUCAACAAGUCACAUCGAACUGCACAUAUUGAAUUACAGGAUACAAAUAAACUCACUGGUCUGAGUAGAACCUUUCUGAACAGAGAGAAUGUCAGUCUGUAUAUACCACCAUUUCUGUCAAAAGAUAAUGAAUUCAUAAAAGCUGAGUACACGAGUACACGGACAACUAUAACCAAUGGUUCCUCACUGCUGAACUCAAUCAAUCCAAAUGGUUUUCGUUCAGAUAUACUCCACUCUCUCGACUGGAAUGUCAUCCUGCUGACACUGAUUAUUAGUUCUAUCUCUCUAGUGUUGAAUACAAUCCUUAUUGUAUUUCUCUCCUGGCGAUUAAGUCAUCAUAAGAAAUGGAGAUGCCGGCGAGAGAAAUACUCAGAUAUUGUGAGUUAUAGCAGUGAAGAAGGUAGUCAAAAUGUUUGUAGAUGUGAACAGCCAUCAUGUAAGUGUAAAGGCGAUAAGUAUACUCAUUUUGCGUCAAACCAUAUAGCAGAUUUCAAGUGUAAAUAUAAUCCGACUGAGGCAGGUGAUUACCCCUGUGCAAAUGAUCCAAUCAAGUCGAAACCACGUAGACUGUCACAUUUUUGGUAUAGUAACACAAAUCAAUCAUCAGAAUUCCAGCCACAAAUAUACCAUAAUAAUGGAAGACAUAUCAAGCAUGUGAGUUUACAAAAAACCGAUAAAGUAGUGAUGAUUAAUCAACAACAUCUUCAUGUUCCUAACAAUUUUGCCAAGACAUCAUGGGCAUUUCAUCAUCACCAUCCUCAUCCUCAUCACCACCAGCAUCAGCAUCCUCAUGAACCAGUAUUUUGUAAAGCCCAUGAACACUUAGAUGUGAGUUCAAUGAAUGAUGGUAGUUGGCAAAUGGUUGCUAGCGAUGGUGUGAUUACUGAUGAUACAAGUGAAGAGAAUAGAGAUGGUUCGUUGGAUUCAAAAACUAACUCUGAUAUACUAUUUUCACCAAGCAUUAAGCCUAAGAAACGCAGCAAACUAUUGCGUAACAGGAAUAGCAAGAAUAAAAAGACGAAGAAGAAAAAGGGGAAGCGGAAAAAAUUACAAAGACGAUGUUUAGAUGAGACAUUGAGUGAAUCGAGUAUGAAUAAUCUUCAUUCUUCUAUUCAUCCCCCUGAUACAUAUGCAAAUAAACAAAGUAAAAUGUCAAUGUUGAAUAAAACGUCCAGCAUAAAUGACCACUUCCCAUAUUCAAACCCUCACACAACGCAUAUUUCAUCCGAUUAUAAGCUAAGAAUCCUACGAGAUUCACUCACCAAAUACAAUCUUAAUGUUUAUGUAUGUCAUACGCUCGGAAUACAUCUUGGCAUACUUGGCGCUUUGUUAUCAUUACUACAACUCACAGCAAUCUGUAUUGCAUUGGUCAGUCGAAGUACACUAUUGAACAAAACACAAGAAUUAUACCAUAUUUCAACGACAAGUGAAUUUAUAUGCCUUAUUACUAGUUCAUUAGCGUCCGAUGCUAUUCUGUGUGCACGGCUUUAUCUGCUCGUGGCUUUUACAGUUAGUUCAUUAACUGUUCUGUAUAUAAAAACUAUUUUCAAAUUUGUACUCAAGAUAACACGAUUGAAAGAUAUUCAAUCACAUAAGCUUUAUUUGUUUAAGCAUAUUAUACCGGGCUACAGUAAGAAAACUAUGGCAUUCCCUGAGGGUGGUCAUCAUCAACGUCAUCCGCCUAGUCAUAGGCAUCAUCAUCAUCAUCAUCAAGGCUUCGCUUAUAUCGCUUUGAUGCAUUCACUACCAUGGGCUCUGGCGGCUGGUACAGCCCUACUUAUCGCCUUCUCUUUCUAUCCAAGUAAUCAUAACUCUGAGGUACCUGAGUCAGCGAUAAAUGCAACAACUCAGAUAUUGGUGGACAGUGUUAAGUCAUCUGUUAACAUUCUCUUUGAUGGACUUGAUUCAUUGUUCACCUGUUCAGUAAGAUCACCUCGUGAGUCAAUACAAUACAAUACAAUGUAUCCACCUGUAUCCCAAUCAAAAGUGGUAAAAAUUCCCUAUGUUUGGAUUCCAUCAUUUCUCUUGAUUAUUCUACCUUUAAUUCUACAAACUUUAAUCAUUUUAUCCUUUAUUAUGCUUGUAUUUAUUUCUCGUUAUAAACGCUCUACUGGUAGACAUCAGUUGAAAAUAUCCAGUAAAAUAAUGCUAGUCAUUUUAACGAUAUUACUUAUUGAAAUUAUCAGCCUAUGUACACCAAUCUUGUAUAACAUGUUAAUUUCUGUCUAUCCAGAAGAGAGAUUAAGGCUAAUUUUAGUUUCUCGAGUGAUUAUGCUCCAUCUGUUGGCUGACCCACUACUAAUGAUUUGUUUAGUUGAAAAUUAUUUGAAAGAGGACAGUAUACAUGAGUACGCUGGCAAAGAGGAAACACCCACCUGUGAAUCAUUAGUCAAUAUGCGAUCUUGCUCAAAUAAUAAUAAUAAUAAUGAUGAUGAUCAACUACCCGGAGAUCCGCUAGACUUUACUGAUGAUAGAGAAAUGAAAGUUAUCGAAAAUAAAGAUACUUUACGACUACAGAAUAAGUCGAUGGCCUCCCCGAUUCGAUUAUUCAGUUGUUUCCCUGUGAAUCCCUAUUCAUUUUCGCAUAAUCGAACAACAAAUACUAUAGAGAAUAUACAACCACUUGUUAUGCCAUGUCUUCCUGCUUCAGGAUUUAUUGUACCAGCAAUGAGCUCUGUGUCGAAUUCAACACCAUUCAACGAUUCAAAGCAACACAACGAAAUGAAUUCCAGUGGAUUUCUGUUACCUGUUAGUGGGAAUAAUAUAGACGCCUCGAGUAAUAUGAUAGCUAACACACUGCAUAAUCUCUAUUCAGGUGGACAUGAUAUAUCAAUAGGUCAUCAUAAUUCAACCCCGCUUAGAGAUACACAACUUAUAGGCAAUUUUGCAUCUCUGUCAGACACUUCUCUGACACCAGAGAUUGAUUUCAAUCAGACGCAUCUGCCUACAUGUCGAAAUAUGAUGAAAGAUGCUUUCCCCCAACUCUGUCAACAUCAUCAACGUCUGCUAGAACAACAGUAUGAACAACCAUCGGCAACGUCGACAGUGAAGCGUAAUCGUAAUUUUGGAAGUGUUCCACGAUUUAAACAGACAACUGUGACUGAUUUUAAUGCCUUACUGAUUGGUAAGCCUACACCGGAUACAUCUCAUCGACGAGAUUCACCGUCGCCGUCACCAUCACCGGUAGACAACUCGAAACCAGAGACAGUCAAUGAAAUAUUCGCGUUUCAACAGAUGAGACAGACUACAGGACAAAGUACGGCGACAGCGGCUGUUAUGGCAGCUGCCGCAGCGGCAGUCGCUGCUCAAGCUGGUACAUUAUCCAGAGCAGUAAAUCCAACUGUUUCAUCACUGGUAACGGUGACAUCGAUCGCGACCGCGACAACAGCAACAGAUCCACUUAGCCUAACUAAUGGAACGCCACCUAGUCCAUUAUUUGUAAAUGCACAAAAGCAAGCUGAACAGAUGUUGCUCACAGAGAACUGCCGUUCAGAUGUAAAUACAGUAACGCAUUAGGUCUAAACACAUGCACAUUUCAAAGCAAGCUCAAUGUACCUAUCUACCUAUCUAUCUGUCUAUCUACCUAUUUUCGUUUUUCUUUCUUUUCAGUGUGUGAAUAAGUUCCACUUUAUGUAACCUCAUUAUUCAGAGAGAAAGUUGGAUAAGUAAUAAAACAUACCUGUAAUU
Messenger RNA from Trichobilharzia regenti, 4081 nucleotides. The record is from the annotation of a GenBank genome assembly. NCBI's taxonomy places the organism in Eukaryota, Metazoa, Platyhelminthes, Trematoda, Strigeidida, Schistosomatidae.